Molecule: messenger RNA, 6798 nt
Organism: Musca vetustissima
Lineage: Eukaryota; Metazoa; Arthropoda; Insecta; Diptera; Muscidae
Gene: DNApol-epsilon255
Product: DNA polymerase epsilon catalytic subunit 1
Exons: 5
Coding region: 1-6798 (2265 amino acids)
Biological process (GO): nucleotide-excision repair, DNA gap filling; mitotic cell cycle; leading strand elongation
Cellular component (GO): nucleus; epsilon DNA polymerase complex
Molecular function (GO): DNA-directed DNA polymerase activity; nucleotide binding; single-stranded DNA 3'-5' DNA exonuclease activity
Source: RefSeq, a predicted model, not a curated record
AUGGAACCUAGUGGUGGCAAACAGAAAGUCCUACAAAAUACAGGGAAAUAUGUGUCUGAAACAAGAACCGAAGGUGAUGAUUUCUACAAUGAAGCUGGUUACCGACAGUCACGAGAAAAUGAUAAAAUUGAUUCCAAAUAUGGAUUUGAUCGUGUCAAAGAUGGUUUGGAAAGAACUGGAUAUCUUAUUAACAUGCAUACGACUGAAAUCCUAGAUGAGGAUCGUCGUUUGGUUGCCGCUUUGGAUUUAUUCUUUAUACAAAUGGAUGGUUCACGUUUCAAGUGCACGGUUGCAUAUAAACCAUAUUUGCUGGUGAAACCGGAUGAAAAUCAAGCUCUGGAAUUGGCUAGAUUUCUUAGUAGAAAAUAUUCCGGACAAUUGGCUGGUGUUGAACACAUCUAUAAAGAAGAUUUAGAUUUACCCAAUCAUUUGGCUGGCAUCAAACAAGAAUAUUUAAAAUUAUCAUUUCUCAAUCAAACAGCUAUGACGAAAGUUCGUCGUGAAAUUAUGGCAGCUGUACGCAAAAAUACUGAACGUGAAAAAUCCAAUACAUUUUAUUUGCAAAUGUUGGCAAAUUCUCUGGCAGCAAAUGCCUCCAAUGAUGCUGAAGGUGCUAAAAAGCAAAUGGACUAUAUGGAUUGCAUUAGGGAAUUGAGGGAACAUGAUGUGCCCUAUCAUGUAAGGGUCUCCAUUGAUUUGAAAAUAUUUUGUGGUCAAUGGUAUAAUAUUCGAUGUCGCAGUGGUGGCAUGGAAUUGCCAAUAAUAACAUGUCGUCCGGAUAUUUUGGAACGUCCCGAACCGGUUGUGUUGGCUUUCGAUAUAGAAACGACAAAAUUACCAUUGAAAUUUCCUGAUGCUCAAACCGAUCAAAUCAUGAUGAUAUCAUACAUGAUUGAUGGUCAGGGAUAUUUAAUUACAAAUCGUGAAAUUAUUUCAUCGGAUGUGGAUGAUUUUGAAUAUACACCUAAACCAGAAUUCGAAGGCAAUUUCAUAGUCUUCAAUGAGGAGAAUGAAAUGCAGCUAAUACAGAAAUUCUUUGAUCAUAUUAUGGAGGUAAGGCCGCACAUUGUGGUCACAUACAAUGGAGACUUUUUCGAUUGGCCCUUUGUCGAAACUAGAGCGGCUGUGUAUGAUUUGGAUAUGAAACAGGAAAUUGGAUUUUCAAAAUCAAGAGAUGGUAAUUAUCUAUGCAGACCAUCUAUUCACAUGGAUUGUUUAUGUUGGGUAAAACGUGAUUCUUAUCUACCCGUUGGUUCACAAGGUCUAAAAGCUGUGGCAAAAGCCAAAUUACGUUAUGAUCCUGUUGAAUUGGAUCCCGAAGAUAUGUGUAAAAUGGCUGUGGAACAACCACAAGUCCUUUCCAACUAUUCCGUGUCUGAUGCUGUCGCCACAUAUUAUUUGUAUAUGAAAUAUGUACACCCCUUCAUAUUCGCCUUGAACACUAUUAUCCCCAUGGAACCUGAUGAAAUUUUACGCAAAGGCUCUGGUACUCUUUGCGAAACAUUACUUAUGGUACAGGCUUAUCAUGCCAACAUCGUCUAUCCAAAUAAACAACAAAGUGAAUUGAAUAAAUUAUCAAGUGAGGGUCAUGUCCUAGAUUCGGAAACAUAUGUCGGCGGUCAUGUCGAGGCUUUAGAAUCGGGUGUAUUUCGUGCAGAUAUUCCAUGCCGUUUUCGUUUAGAUCCAAAUAUGGUUCAGACAUUAAUUGGAAAUGUCGAUCGUGUUCUAAAACAUGCCAUUGAAGUGGAAGAGGGUAUACCAUUGGAUAAGGUGACCAAUUUAGAAGAGGUCCACAAAGAAAUUUGCCAAGCCCUGCAAGGUCUUCACGAUAUACCAAAUCGUUUGGAACAACCUGUAAUUUAUCAUUUGGAUGUAGGUGCUAUGUAUCCCAAUAUUAUUUUAACGAAUCGUUUACAACCCUCGGCAAUGGUCAGUGACACCGAUUGUGCUGCUUGCGAUUUUAAUAAGCCCGGUGUAAGGUGCAAACGUGUCAUGGAUUGGUUAUGGCGUGGUGAAAUGCUUCCGGCAUCGCGUAACGAAUUUCAACGCAUUCAACAACAAUUGGAGACGGAAAAAUUCCCUCCCCUUUUCCCCGGAGGUCCCACUAGGGCAUUUCAUGAACUUUCCAAAGAAGAUCAGGCUGCCUACGAAAAGAAACGUUUGGCUGAUUAUUGUCGCAAGGCCUAUAAGAAAACCAAAAUUACAAAACUGGAAACUCGAACAGCCACCAUAUGUCAAAAGGAGAACAGUUUUUAUGUCGACACCGUUAGAGCCUUUCGUGAUCGACGUUAUGAAUAUAAAGGUCUGACCAAGGUAGCCAAAGCUGCAGUAAGUGCUGCUCUUGCCUCUGGAGACGCUUCGGAAAUUAAGGCCGCUAAAGGUCGCGAAGUUUUGUAUGAUUCUCUGCAAUUGGCCCACAAAUGUAUUUUGAAUUCUUUCUAUGGUUAUGUGAUGAGACGUGGUGCUAGAUGGCAUUCCAUGCCUAUGGCUGGAAUUGUGUGUCUGACCGGUUCAAAUAUUAUCACCAAAGCCAGGGAGAUUAUAGAACGUGUCGGACGACCAUUAGAAUUGGAUACCGAUGGUAUUUGGUGUAUUCUGCCAGGUUCAUUUCCACAAGAAUUUACCGUUCACACUACGCACGAAAAGAAAAAGAAAAUCAACAUCUCAUAUCCCAACGCUGUGCUGAAUACAAUGGUCAAAGAUCACUUUACUAAUGAUCAGUACCAUGAAUUGGUAAAGAAACGCGAAGAAGGAUCAUCCGAGCCACCAGAGUAUACAAUUAGAGAAGAAAAUUCAAUUUUCUUUGAGGUUGAUGGCCCCUACUUGGCCAUGGUCUUACCAGCCUCCAAGGAGGAGGGUAAAAAAUUGAAGAAGAGAUAUGCCGUAUUUAAUUUUGAUGGCUCCCUAGCCGAAUUGAAAGGUUUUGAGGUGAAACGUCGUGGUGAAUUGCAGUUGAUUAAAAAUUUCCAAAGUUCUGUGUUCGAGGCAUUUUUGGCCGGUAGUACUUUGGAGGAGUGUUAUGCUUCUGUGGCUAAGGUCGCGGACUAUUGGUUGGAUGUCUUGUAUAGCCGCGGUUCAAAUUUACCCGAUUCCGAAUUGUUUGAAUUGAUUGCCGAAAAUAAGUCCAUGUCCAAGAAAUUAGAAGAGUACGGAGAUCAAAAGAGUACCUCUAUAUCGACGGCCAAACGUUUAGCCGAGUUUUUGGGAGAACAAAUGGUAAAAGAUGCAGGCUUAGCUUGUAAAUAUAUAAUAUCUCGAAAGCCUGAAGGUGCUCCUGUCACCGAAAGAGCCAUACCUUUGGCUAUUUUCCAAUCCGAACCGAGUGUAAGGAGACAUCAUUUAAGACGUUGGCUAAAAGACAACACCAUGGGCGAUUCGGAUAUAAGAGAUGUUUUAGAUUGGAAUUACUAUAUAGAACGUUUGGGUGGAGCUAUCCAGAAAAUUAUAACAAUUCCUGCAGCAUUACAAGGCCUACCUAAUCCGGUACCCAGAGUACAACAUCCCGAUUGGUUGCACAAAAAAAUUUCCGAAAAAAACGAUGUCUUUAAACAGCGACGUAUCAAUGAAAUGUUUACCAGCAGACCUAAACCCAAACCGGCAUUACCCUCUUCGAGUAACGAUAGUGAUGCCAAGAAUGUCGACAUAGCUGAUAUGGAAGAUUUGGCAGGUUGCGAAGAUAACUCCGAUGGUAGGCCCAGAGUCACCAAGCGUAGGAGAAACAAUUCUGGAGAUGAUGGCGAUGGCGAAAAUGCACAACCAGAAGCAUCAUCUUGGCGUCAAGCAUUGGGUGCGCCUCCAGCGAUUGGCACAACUCGCAAGGAAAUUGUGGAGUGGGUUAAAUUUCAGAAACGUAAAUGGGAAUGGCAGUUGGAGCGACGUCAACGUUAUAGGCAGCAGAAUAAACGCAUGCGUAAUGAUGAAUCCAACUCCUCUGCCAACGAUCCUCAAAAUGCAUCUAAAGGUGCCACAUCCACGGCAACACUGGGUGGUUUCCUGCGUCGGGCACAAAGAACUCUACUCGACCAGGUGUGGCAAAUAUUACAAAUUAUACCAGUCGACGACUUGGGUCACUUCACGGUGUGGGCUAUGAUUGGCGAUGAGUUGCACCGAAUCAAACUAACUGUGCCGCGCAUAUUCUAUGUCAAUCAAAGAAGUCUCGCACCUCCCGAAGAGGGACAAAUGUGGAAAAAAGUUAAUCGUGUUUUGCCUCGUUCCCGCCCUGUAUACAACUUGUAUAGAUACAGUGUUCCCGAGCAGGUCUUCAAAGACAAUUGUCUAGGAAUGUUGGCCGAUUUGGCAACACCGGAUAUUGAAGGUAUUUACGAGACCCAGAUGUCUUUGGAAUUCAGAGCUCUCAUGGAUAUGGGUUGUUUAUGUGCCGUACAGCGUGAAGAGGCACGUCGCCUCGCCGGCCUGGCUACUAAAGAUCUGGAAAGUUUCAAUAUUGAACAGCUGGAACAGAAAUCUCAGGCACACAUAAAAUAUCUGCAGGGGUCCAAUGCCAAAUUGAGAAAAAUAUUUCUCUAUCAACAUAACAUACCCACGGCGAAGAAAGAGAUAUGGGCAUUGUUCCUGAUGGCCAGUAAAAAGGCCAUUGUAAUUGCCCUGGACACAGUGCGUACAAAUCAAAUGCCGAAUAUGAAAAAUCUAUAUACAGCUGAACGUUUAGCCCUGAUUAAGAAUCUUCAAAGUGCCGAAGAUAUUGAAAAAGUUCCCGCUGAGGAUUUUCAAUUUGAAAUAUUCAUUGAAGUUGAUGUGAAGCAGGUUUAUCGUCACAUUCAAAGGGCAUUGACCACAUACAAGGAUGAGAAACGUGGACCAUCAUUGAUUUGCAUACAAACGGCUUUGGAGGCGCGAAAAUUGAGUACCAAUAUGCCAAUUUUGCUGGAUUUCCCCCAGGCACAAAUCCACAUAUCGGACGAUGCCUCAUUGCUGUCGGGUUUAGAUUGGCAAAGACAGGGUUCUAGGGCAUUGGUCAGACAUUUUUUGAAUCUUAAUAAUGUGGUGGAAUUGAUGUUAGAUCAGUGUCGUUACUUCCACGUCCCCAUUGGGAACAUGCCUCCCGAUACCGUUCUCUUCGGAGCAGAUUUAUUUUUUGCCCGCUUGCUGCAAAAACACAAUUUUGUUUUAUGGUGGUCGGCUACAACCAGACCAGAUUUGGGUGGUCGUGAGGCAGAUGAUAGCAGAUUGUUGGCCGAAUUUGAGGACAGUGUUACAGUGGUACAAAAUCAAGCCGGUUUCUACCCAGAUGUUUGUGUUGAGCUGGCCUUAGACAGUUUGGCUGUUUCUGCGCUGCUGCAAUCAACAAAAAUUCAAGAAUUAGAAGGGGCAUCCUCAGCAAUUACCUUCGAUGUUAUACCACAAGCAUCGCUGGAGGAAAUGAUUGGUACUGUACCGGCAGCCACACUGCCGAGUUAUGAUGAAACUGCCUUAUGUUCUGCUGCCUUUAGGGUUAUGCGUUCCAUGGUCAAUGGCUGGCUAAGAGAAGUCUCGAUAAAUAGAAAUAUAUUUUCAGAUUUUCAAAUUGUCCAUUUCUAUAGAUGGGUGAGGUCAAGUAAUGCCCUGCUGUAUGAUCCCGCUUUGAGAAGAUCCCUCAACAAUCUUAUGCGGAAAAUGUUUUUACGUAUUGUGGCGGAAUUUAAGCGUUUGGGUGCCACAAUAAUUUAUGCUGAUUUUAAUCGUAUUAUAUUGUCAUCGGGCAAGAAAUCUGUGGCCGAUGCCCUGGGCUAUGUGGAUUAUGUGGUACAGUCGCUUAGGAACAAGGAGAUGUUUCAUUCAAUUCAAUUGUCAUUUGAACAAUGUUGGGAUUUUAUGCUAUGGCUGGAUCAUGCCAAUUAUUCUGGCAUUCGUGGUCGUCUACCAAAGGGUUUGGAUGAAACCACACUGGGAGAUGUUACGGCUGCCGCAUUGGCUGCACAAUCGGAGAAACGUCAACGUACUAAUAACGAUAAUUCUGAUAAUGAAAACGAUGAUGAUGAUGACGACGAUGUAGAAGAAGUUCCCCGAGCCGAAGAAGAUGAUGACAAUCCGGCUAGUGAAGAGGAACAGUUAUCGUUAGAACUGAAUUGGACCAUAAGUGAACAUUUGCCAGAAGAAAAUGAAUGUCGGGAAAAAUUCGAAGCUAUUGUUACGUUGUUUAUGCAAUCUUUAGCCGAACGUAAAACGACAAAACAGGCUAUCAAAGAUAUUUCCCACUUGGCAUUCGAUUUUAUUAUUAAAUUGCAUAAAAACUAUGGCAAGGGUAAACCGAGUCCUGGUCUAGAUUUAAUACGAACGCUAAUAAAAGUAUUAAGUGUCGAUAAGGGCCUCAUGGAGGAUAUCAAUGAUUUUCGUCGGAAUAUGUUGCGUUUAGUUGGUAUUGGAGAAUUUUCCGAUUUAGCCGAAUGGAAAGAUCCCUGCGAUAGUUAUACCAUUUCGGAGGUGAUUUGUAAGGCAUGCAAUCAUUGUCGUGAUUUGGAUUUGUGUAAGGAUAAACAUCGAGCAAUGAAGGAUGGAAUACCCGUUUGGCUGUGUGCUCAAUGUUUUGUGGCAUACGAUAAUGAAGAAAUCGAAAUGCGUAUGAUUGAUGUUGUCCAGCGGAAACUUAUGUCAUAUGUCCUACAAGAUUUACGUUGCGCCCGUUGUAAUGAAAUCAAACGGGAAAAUUUGGCCCAGUUUUGUACUUGUGCUGGUGAUUUUGUGCCCCUAAUCUCAGGCAAGGAAAUAGACCAUCUACUGAGAACGUUCCAGAAUGUGGCAGAUUACCAUAAAAUGGAAUUGUUACAUGAAACCGUUCAACAAAUUAUUGCCACCAAAUAA